AUGGAGUGGAGGAACUUCCAUGCCCUGGCUUUUAUCCUCGGCCCUACAAAAGGGACUCUGCAAAAAGGCAUCCCCACCCUAGCCCCUCCCACUUUUGUCUGGGGAAAAAUGGCUGGAAAAGGAACAGUGGAGCUACUGAAGAAUGCAGUGGUCAUCAACGCCAGUGCAAAGCACACAGCGACUGUGAUAUUCCUACAUGGACUGGGAGAUACAGGAGAUGGCUGGUGCUCAAUAUGGGAGCAGACGAAGCAGCCAUAUGUUAAACUGAUAUGCCCCACUGCACCCACCAUGCCAGUGUCUGUCAAUGGUGGACACAGAAUGCCAUCUUGGUUCGAUAUCUACAGUCUUGGUAAGGAUGCCCGCCCUGACAUAGAGGGCAUCAAGUCAGCCUCUAAGAAAGUACAUGAGCUACUGGACUUUGAGAUCGAGUCAACUGGUGUGCCUCCAGAGAGGAUCAUUGUCGGUGGUUUCAGCCAGGGUGGCAGUCUGGGCCUCCUAGCUGCACUCACUUACCCCAAACGUCUGGCCGGCAUCCUGGGCCUGAGCUGCUGGCUCAGAAAUAUGGAGAACGAGAAUCUUGUAGACAAUAUCACUGUGAACAAGAACACUCCAUUUCUUCAUUGUCAUGGUGAGGCUGACCCAGUAGUUCCAUUUGAAAUGGGGAGACUCUCGGCAGAGUUCGCUAAAACAUUCAACGAGACGAGCUAUGAGUUCAAGCCCUACCCUGGCCUUGCACACUCCUCUUGUCCUGAGGAGCUGGAGUAUGUGCAGAAUUGGAUGGACAAGCUGAUACCUCCUAGUGGUGGAAAUAUUUAGGACAUGCAACAAUAAUUAUUAUCCCUCGGGGCAUAUAUAGCCGCAGGAAUGCUCGUGUAUCUGUUCACUGCAUGUAUAUAUACUUAAUUUUUUUAUGUGCCUAUGAACGAUGUUCGAUUGAUAAAAAGUCAGCAUUUGAACAAAGAGAACAA
Halichondria panicea is the source of this 968-nucleotide messenger RNA. RefSeq names its product acyl-protein thioesterase 1-like. NCBI's taxonomy places the organism in Eukaryota, Metazoa, Porifera, Demospongiae, Suberitida, Halichondriidae. Gene Ontology annotation, cellular component: cytoplasm. Gene Ontology annotation, molecular function: palmitoyl-(protein) hydrolase activity; carboxylic ester hydrolase activity. The record is from RefSeq and is a predicted model, not a curated record. Gene Ontology annotation, biological process: protein depalmitoylation. The transcript is spliced from 10 exons. The coding region runs from base 1 to 816 and encodes 271 amino acids.